AAGGCAGUACACCCAUAUCAAAGGCUUUGCAAUGUCGAGAUGAUCAAGAGCCCUGUGUAAAUAAAGGAACUUGUGUUACCUACCACAAUGGCACAGGAUACUGCAAAUGUCCAGAGGGCUUCUUGGGAGAAUAUUGUCAACAUCGAGACCCGUGUGAGAAGAAUCGCUGCCAGAAUGGUGGGACCUGUGUGGCCCAGGCCAUGUUGGGAAAAGCCACCUGCCGAUGUGCUCCAGGGUUCACGGGGGAGGAAUGCCAGUACUCAACCUCUCACCCCUGCUUUGCGUCUCGCCCCUGCCUGAAUGGAGGCACCUGUCAUAUGCUCAGCUGGGAUACGUAUGAAUGCACCUGCCAAGUCGGCUUUACAGGGAAGCUGUGCCAGUGGACUGACGCCUGCCUGUCUCACCCCUGUGCAAAUGGAAGUACCUGUACCACUGUGGCUAACCAGUUCUCCUGCAGGUGCCUUGCGGGCUUCACAGGACAGAAAUGCGAGACCGAUGUCAAUGAGUGUGACAUUCCAGGACACUGCCAGCAUGGGGGCACCUGCCUCAACUUGCCCGGUUCCUAUCAGUGCCAGUGCCCCCAGGGCUUCACAGGCCAACACUGUGACAGCCCCUAUGUGCCUUGUGCACCCUCUCCCUGUGUCAACGGAGGCACCUGCCGCCAGACUGGUGACUUCACUUUUGAGUGCAACUGCCUUCCAGGUGAGGAGUUCUAAAUGUCCUGGGACUGGGGGACAAACCAAUCACAGGAAGAAGGUGGAAGGUGGCAAGCAGUUCAGUUCCUUUAGGAAGUAUCUUAAUGCAGGGAAAAGAGGAAGUGAGAAUUUCAAGUGGGGUGGAUUGUUGGUGAGGGAGGGGUUUUAUGGGCCCACUGCAGUCCAUAAACAGGGCAGGGGGUUAUUUAACAUGUCAGGGUUUAUGGUGAUGAGUGCCAAGGAAAUUGCUUAUUAUGCCUUCUAGAGAAACAGUGAGGAAUAAGAGAAACAGAACUCUGGGAAAGGGACAGGCAAAUCUAGAAUGGAGAAGAACACUGUGAGAACUGGACAUUGGAAAAUAUGUAUGUGUGAUUAGUAAAGUGCUUUAGCCUGAAUUGACACUAAGACUGGGUGAUCAGCUUUCCCAUACGCUGUGCCUCUGAUGGAGUAGUUCAUUGUAUUUGUAUCUGCUCAAAUGUGUGCCCACUGCCCACCCUUUUGCAAUAUUUUGCCUGGAUUCUGGCCUGCAGAACCCUUUCUUAUGUCCUCUCCCUGACUUCAGAGUGACCCUUCCCUGUAUUGAAGGUGGAGAACUUUGAAACUGGGAAGAGGACUCUCUGUUAAUUAUGAGCACUUUUUGAUGAGCUCUGAUAGACAAGGUAUGGGAGACCAAGCAUGACACCACUACCCUUUGUCACACUCCUGGCUGGUACAUGUUCCUUGGAACACACACAAACAAGACAGAAAGAAGUACAGAAGGGCAGUGUCUGAAGCUCAGCUCCUGUUGCUCCUUAGAGGAGGGAAGGAGCCAGUCUGACCAAUUCACUUUACUUCUUAUAAAAGUGAUGAGGAGGCUGAAAACCAAGAAUUUUGAUUGGGAACAGAACACAAGCAGCUGGAGCAGAUGAAUUACUAAGCAACA
Molecule: messenger RNA, 1617 nt
Organism: Castor canadensis (American beaver)
Lineage: Eukaryota; Metazoa; Chordata; Mammalia; Rodentia; Castoridae
Source: RefSeq, a predicted model, not a curated record